AUGUGUGGUUUUGGAAGUGAUGGGGCAAGCACUAUGAUUGGUAGCAGAAAUGGUGUGGCAGCAAAAUUAAAGGAGAAAGUCCCUUGGCUGGUAAAUAACCACUGUGUGGCACAUAGACUAGCUCUUGCCUGUUCACAGGCAGCUGAAGCAAUUCCAUACAUGAAGAAAUUUAAAGAUAUUGUUGCCCAAUUGUAUCGAUUUUAUGACCAUUCAGCAGUCAGAACAGCAGGACUAAAGGAUAUUCAGAGUGCUAUCAGAGCACCUGAUCAGAAGCUGAAAAGAGCCAGUGACACCCAAUGGCUGUCACAUGAUCAAGCAAUAACAGCAAUUCGUAAAUCUCUGCCAUCAAUUAUAACAAGCCUUCAGAGAGAGGCAACAGAAAGGAAUGAUGCACAGGCACUGGGUCUUAGCAAGUUUAUUUGCACAUAUCAGUUUGUUGCAAGUGUCUACAUGAUGUCAGACAUUACCUAUCCUAUCACACCUCAAGUUGAUGGUGUCAUUAGUAAUCAACUAAAGGACUUUGACAUCAGAAGCUCAUCAAAGGACAAUUUCAAGCAUAAUGUUUACAAUAAAUAUUCGGAAAACCUUUGCAAACAUGUUGAGGAUAGAUUUCCAGAUGCUGGUCUUCUAGAAUCCUUUUCAGUCUUUGAUUCCUUCACUUGGCCAGAAGAGUAUUUACCAGGUGAUGGUGAGGAACACAUUGAGGAACUGAUCAAGCACUAUCAGCCUGUUGUGGAGCACCAAGCUACUUUGGCAGAGUGGAAAACCUUUGUGAAUGCUGUCCAGGCAAAGGCUGAUUUAAAAGGCAAAGACAGUCGAGAGUUGUUGACAGCUUUGGUUCAGCUUUGGAAAUCUUUUUUAAUUUUCUAA
This is a messenger RNA of Orbicella faveolata, 870 nucleotides long. Its product is annotated as zinc finger protein 862-like. Gene Ontology annotation, molecular function: protein dimerization activity. The record is from RefSeq and is a predicted model, not a curated record. NCBI's taxonomy places the organism in Eukaryota, Metazoa, Cnidaria, Anthozoa, Scleractinia, Merulinidae.